Molecule: messenger RNA, 7861 nt
Organism: Mastomys coucha (southern multimammate mouse)
Lineage: Eukaryota; Metazoa; Chordata; Mammalia; Rodentia; Muridae
Gene: Hcn1
Product: hyperpolarization activated cyclic nucleotide gated potassium channel 1
Exons: 8
Coding region: 113-2803 (896 amino acids)
Biological process (GO): transmembrane transport; potassium ion transport
Cellular component (GO): membrane
Molecular function (GO): voltage-gated potassium channel activity
Source: RefSeq, a predicted model, not a curated record
CCGCCGCGACGGGCAGCCGGGCUCGCGGGCAGCCGGCUCCGGCCCCUGCCCCUUGGCCUCGAGACCCCAGCGAGUCUGGAGCCCGCGCCGUCGCCAGUCGCGUCCUCCGGGCAUGGAAGGCGGCGGCAAGCCCAACUCCGCGUCCAACAGCCGCGACGAUGGCAACAGCGUCUUCCCCUCCAAGGCGCCCGCGACGGGGCCGGCGGCGGCCGACAAGCGCCUGGGGACCCCGCCGGGGGGCGGCGCGGCCGGGAAGGAACACGGCAACUCCGUGUGCUUCAAGGUGGACGGCGGCGGCGGAGAGGAGGCGGCCGGCAGCUUCGAGGAUGCCGAGGGGCCCCGGCGGCAGUAUGGUUUCAUGCAGAGGCAGUUCACCUCCAUGCUGCAGCCUGGGGUCAACAAAUUCUCCCUCCGCAUGUUCGGGAGCCAGAAGGCGGUGGAGAAGGAGCAGGAAAGGGUUAAAACUGCAGGCUUCUGGAUUAUCCAUCCCUACAGUGACUUCAGGUUUUAUUGGGAUUUAAUAAUGCUUAUAAUGAUGGUUGGAAAUUUGGUCAUCAUACCAGUUGGAAUCACAUUCUUCACAGAACAAACAACAACACCGUGGAUUAUUUUCAAUGUGGCAUCAGAUACCGUUUUCCUGUUGGACCUCAUCAUGAAUUUCAGGACUGGGACUGUCAAUGAAGACAGCUCGGAAAUCAUCCUAGACCCUAAAGUAAUCAAGAUGAAUUAUUUAAAAAGCUGGUUUGUGGUGGACUUCAUCUCAUCGAUCCCGGUGGAUUAUAUCUUUCUCAUUGUAGAGAAAGGGAUGGAUUCGGAAGUUUACAAGACAGCCAGAGCACUUCGCAUCGUGAGAUUUACAAAAAUUCUCAGUCUCUUGCGGUUAUUACGCCUUUCAAGGUUAAUCAGAUACAUUCACCAGUGGGAAGAGAUCUUCCACAUGACCUAUGACCUUGCCAGUGCUGUGGUGAGAAUCUUCAACCUCAUUGGCAUGAUGUUGCUUCUGUGUCACUGGGAUGGCUGCCUUCAGUUCCUGGUUCCCCUGCUGCAGGACUUCCCACCGGAUUGCUGGGUUUCUCUAAAUGAAAUGGUUAAUGACUCGUGGGGAAAACAAUAUUCCUACGCACUCUUCAAAGCUAUGAGUCACAUGCUAUGCAUUGGUUAUGGCGCCCAAGCCCCUGUCAGCAUGUCUGACCUCUGGAUUACCAUGCUGAGCAUGAUUGUUGGGGCCACUUGCUAUGCAAUGUUUGUUGGCCAUGCCACAGCUUUGAUCCAGUCUUUGGAUUCUUCAAGGAGGCAGUAUCAAGAGAAGUAUAAGCAAGUGGAACAGUACAUGUCAUUCCACAAGUUACCAGCUGACAUGCGCCAGAAAAUACAUGAUUACUAUGAGCACCGAUACCAAGGCAAGAUCUUCGAUGAGGAAAAUAUUCUCAGUGAACUUAAUGAUCCACUGAGGGAGGAAAUAGUCAACUUCAACUGCCGGAAGCUGGUAGCUACGAUGCCUCUUUUUGCUAACGCGGAUCCCAAUUUCGUGACGGCCAUGCUGAGCAAACUGAGAUUUGAGGUGUUCCAGCCUGGAGACUAUAUCAUUCGAGAAGGAGCUGUGGGGAAGAAAAUGUAUUUCAUCCAGCACGGUGUUGCUGGUGUCAUCACCAAGUCCAGUAAAGAAAUGAAGUUGACAGAUGGCUCUUACUUUGGAGAGAUAUGCCUGCUGACCAAGGGCCGGCGCACUGCCAGUGUUCGAGCUGAUACAUACUGUCGUCUUUACUCCCUUUCGGUGGACAAUUUCAACGAGGUCUUGGAGGAGUAUCCAAUGAUGAGAAGAGCCUUUGAGACAGUUGCUAUUGACCGACUUGAUCGGAUAGGGAAGAAAAACUCUAUUCUCCUGCAGAAGUUCCAGAAGGAUCUGAACACUGGUGUUUUCAAUAACCAGGAGAAUGAGAUUCUGAAGCAGAUUGUGAAGCAUGACCGAGAGAUGGUACAAGCUAUCCCGCCAAUCAACUAUCCUCAAAUGACAGCCCUGAACUGCACAUCUUCAAUUACCACCCCGACCUCCCGCAUGAGGACACAAUCUCCACCAGUCUAUACUGCAACCAGCCUAUCUCACAGCAACUUGCACUCACCCAGCCCCAGCACACAGACGCCCCAACCCUCCGCCAUCCUUUCACCCUGCUCCUAUACCACAGCAGUCUGCAGUCCUCCUAUACAGAGCCCCCUGGCCACACGAACUUUCCAUUAUGCCUCUCCCACUGCGUCCCAGCUGUCACUCAUGCAGCAGCCUCAGCAGCAGCUACAGCAGUCCCAGGUUCAGCAGACUCAGCCUCAGACUCAGCAGCAGCAGCAGCAGCAGCAACAACAACAACAACAGCAACAACAACAGCAGCAACAACAGCAACAGCCACAGACACCUGGUAGCUCCACACCGAAAAAUGAAGUACACAAGAGCACUCAAGCUCUUCAUAACACCAACCUGACCAGAGAAGUCAGGCCCCUCUCCGCCUCGCAGCCUUCUCUGCCCCAUGAGGUUUCCACUUUGAUCUCCAGACCUCAUCCUACUGUGGGCGAGUCCCUGGCCUCCAUUCCUCAACCAGUGGCAGCAGUCCACAGCACUGGCCUUCAGGCAGGGAGCAGGAGCACAGUGCCACAACGUGUCACCUUGUUCCGACAGAUGUCCUCGGGAGCCAUCCCCCCAAACCGAGGAGUGCCUCCAGCACCCCCGCCACCAGCAGCUGUGCAGAGAGAGUCUCCCUCUGUCUUAAAUACAGACCCAGAUGCAGAAAAACCACGUUUUGCUUCGAAUUUAUGAUUCUUGCUGAUUGUCAAAGCAGAAAAGAAGUACUCUAAUAAACAGAAUAUUCUCAGAUAUUAUUUUAUUCUAUCUCAUGAUAGAUCCCUAUAGCCUACUCUGAAAAGAUAUUUUAGAAGCUGUGGCCUACAUGCAAAUGUAAAAACAUAUAUACAUAUAUAAUUAAAUAUAUAUAUAUAUAUCUAAAUGCCCAAGAGAAGUUCAAAAGACUUGUAUAACAUUCAGUGUUACAUGUCUUCCUUUCUUUCAAACCAUUAAAGGAUUUAACAUAUUGUUGUAAGAUCAUUGAUUUCUAACCUUUUACUUGAUUCCUUUGAUAUAUGUGUUUCUCCCUUUUAUGAAGAGUUCUUGGAGUCAAUGGAAACAAAACUCUGAUUUUUAAAAAGGCAACUCCAAUUAGAUCCAGCAUAGCACCAAUCAAAGCUUUCUUUCAUUAGCUGUGCCUCUGCAUCUAGGUUGUUAAUUAUGUGGGAUUCAAUAAAAUAAUCCCAGUUUAUAGCUCUAAAUUGUACUUUGGUGCUUUAAAUUUUGAGUUAGGUGAAGGAACAUGUUACAUGCUCAGCCACCAUAGGAGACUAACAUUGCCACUGUUAAGGCUUUCUCUAACCUCAAACACGUUCACUGAUUUUGUGAGAAAGGUGAGGAGAUAUUUGUCUUCAUGUGUUAUUGGACUUUUACCAAGACUCAGUUAAUGUUAGCUGUAAAUAACUUUUCCAACCCUAAUAAAAGUAACUAGUCUGUGUUGUAGAAAGGUAAAAGUCACUGUUUCAGAAUUUAGUUUUAUUGCUUCACUUCAAAAGUUACAGUUUUAAAUUUCACAAAACAUAAUAAUUGUGACAACUGUUCAAAUGUAAUGCAAUGGCUUGAGACCUACAAUAUCAUUUUUAACCUGCAAUAUUUUAUGCAAAAAUUGUAUGCUUGAACCUACAAAUUGCUUGUAUUACACCAAAAAUCAUUACUUUUAUUCCUUCUUGACAUAAUCAAGCAUCUGAACCUAGUCCUGGCAUGCUUUUGGGGGCAAAAAAAAAAGUAUAUUCAAAUCAAUCAUUGCAAGAAAAGGCUUACAGUAUUUCUCACUUCUAGAAGAGUCUAACUAUUCACUAAUUGCCUCUCUUCAAAUUCUUAAAAGGCUGACUUGGGUCUCUGACUUAAAUCUAGAAGUGAGGUUUUCACUUUCACUUGAUGUAGUUGCUGUUCUUAUCAGUUAAACAAUCAUUUGCAAAGCACAGCUUGUUUUGGAGUUAAAUGUGUUCUGUGUCUUAAUGUUAGUUGGUAGUUUAUUGUGAUGUUAAUGUGAAGAAAUAAAUAUUAUAUAUCAUCACAUCUGUUUGGAAAUACACAAUCUGCCCUUUGUAUAUUGUAACUAAGCAGUUAGUAAAUCUUAAGGCAUGUGGUAACCUACAUAGUCCCUAGAUAGACAAGAGGUUUGUUCUUUCAAAUGUGCUGAAACUCACAUGGACUUGGUGAUAGGAAGCCCGGGUGGAGUUGAGCUGUCUGAAAGCACUGUCUGUUUGUUCACUUGUUUCCUUAAUUCUUUCUGUGAACAUCAUGAUGCCUCCACUAGGGAAGUCCCUUAGCGGUCAUGUGUGUUUACUGCACCUCACACAUGUGGUGGAUGCGUGGAACACAAUAGCAAGCUUUCUAGUGCCUGACUCCUAUUAAUAUAACUCAAGAGAGUGACCUGAUGUGGAGGUCUUUGACAUUACAGGUACAAGUGAUCUAUUUCAGAACACAAAGACCAUACAUUCUAUUGGACAGGGUCUCCAGAUAGCCUUGAAGUCUGAGAACAAAAGCAGAAGCAAGAGGUCUAAGUGGAUCUACAUUGCCUUUUAUGGAUCUACCACCUAUGAAACCAAAAUGAGUUGUUGCACUUAAUUGCUGACAGAUCUUACCUUGUGUGAAACAAUAAACAAUGCUAGGCAAUGUGAUGUUAUUUAUUACUGGCAUGGUGGUGACUAAUGACAGCCUGUUGAGAAUGAUGUAAGAGAGAGAUCUUUCAGCCUACUUAGAAUCUAUGGGAAAGUUGCAAGACCUUUCACAUAUGAGUACAAAACCCCUUUAUUUUAUUAAAUUUAAAAAUUAUCUUCUUGUUAAGAUCAUGCACUAGUCCUUUAAAUUAUUAAAGGUUUACAUUUGGUAGUAAAAUAUUUUUAUAUGUCAAUUUUUUGAGCACUAUUGGAAAACAUCCGCAAAAUUGAAUUGCAUGGUCAUUCAGUACAACCAUAAAAUUUUUAUUCACUUUGUACUGGAAUGACAAAGAACACUAAGGUUUAUAUGUUAAAGUAACAAAAUGAUACAGGGUAUAUUAUAUACACAUAUGUAUGAAUGUAUAUAUAUACAUAUAUAUAUUUAGAUUAAGGAGAAAGUGAUUGACAUUCCUGUAAUAUAAAGGUACAGUGCUGGGAAAACAUGACCUUAUUUCUCUGUACAUAGUUAGGCUCAAGUAUGGAGUUUUAAUCUGUACAGAAAGAACUGUAUUAUGGUCUUUUACUGCUGAGAAAAUAGGAAAAUAGCUUAUACUUUCCACUGUAUGACCAGGGAAGAGUUAGAGCAUUUCUUUUGUCUUUGCUCAAAGCCAUACAUAUAUAAAUAUAUAUUAAGAUUAUUAAUAAAUCCAAAAGAAAAUAAACCAAAUUAUGAAUAUUUUAUUUUGUUGUCAAACUCUAAUCAAAUGUUUAACUCAUUGAGGAGUAGAGAUAUGCUUGUCUUUUUGUCUUUGUAUAAUCUCCAAAGGGAUUUUUUCCUGAAAAUCACCAUACAGUUAUUACAGAUAAUCUACAGGUAUAGAAUGAAUAUAAUUUAAAUAGAAUAUGGAUUUCCCAAUCAUCUCUUUGUUUUACUUUUUUCAUAUAGUAAAAUUUGAUUAUUUUAUUCUUUACCCCAUGCCUCUUUAGUAUGUGGUGUUUCUCCAGUUUCAAAACACAGCCAUGUCUUUAUUAAUGGAUAUGGGGAUGAUUUUUAUUUAUGUGCAUGACCUGUUUUCUCUGGGCUCUUCAAUGGCAUCAGAUGAGAUUUAUCACAAUGAGGAUAAAAUAGUGAAGCAGUCCUAAACACAAGGAGGAUAAAAAUGUGAUUUUCAAUUGGUUGUCCUCCUCAAACACACAGUCUGCUUCUAGGUCUCUAUGACCUCUCCAUAAGUGAAUGGUUACCAAGUGGAUGUCAUUCCACUUUUAAACAAUGGUUGUUCUACCAAUUACAGAAUUAACUGAAGAUGAUAUUUUAAAGGAUACUACAAGGAAAACAGUCGCUAUUCUAAUAAUUCCUACAGUUUAUGAACAAUUUAAACAAUAUGAUGAGUUUCAACUUUUAGAUACAUUAUACUAAACUCAGAAUUAGUUAUGAUUCAAAGUAUAAAUCACCUCAAAUCUUUUCAGGAUUAUUGUGUAAUAUACCUCCAUAUAUUUUUGUGAGUUAUGUUUUUUAUUUGGUAAUUUUACUAUAAUUACUCUUUGGGAUCUUACUUUCCUUAUCUUUAUAAUAGAUGACUAAGCUUUUUCUCACUUUUUAUCUUCUCCAUCUUUGUAGAGCUUAUAUCAUGCCAUGCAAGUGUGGGAUAUGUUGUUGUUGCUGCUCCUGCAGCUGCUGUUGUUGUUGUUAAUAUUCACAAACCCUAACAAAAAUUGACUAUAUGAUAGGUAUAUGUACCUAAAUAUUCAUAAGUCUGUGCUGUAAGAAAAAUUUAUGCCCAGACUAUAAUCAAGUAUUGGGAUAUACUGAAUCCUGAAGUCAAAAGUUUGUCGUGAAACAUGCGGUGAAUGUGUGGACCAAAUUAUGCCAGAUUUUUUUAAACUUUAUUCAAAAUAGUUCCUGAAAUAUUUUCAAGGUCAUGUUGGGUAUUUUCUUUCAAAGAUUUUUUUUUUAUCAGUUUAAGGGUGAUUUGUAGUUGCUGUGACCACUUGAAAAUAGUGACUUUUUAAAAUAGUUUUAUCUCAUUUUAAUAAAUAACAUAUUUUUAUUCUUUUCUCAUAUAUUAUAUUCUGAGACAAUUUCCCAACCUCCCCUUCCCCUAUCCUCUUCCUUUCCUCACCACUAUUCUCUUCCAGAACUCCACCCCUCUCCUUCAGAAAAGAUCAACAUUUUUAUUGUGUGUUGAUAUCUUCAUGAUCAGGUCAUUUUGACCUUGGUCACAUUUUUAGCUUUCAGGUAUAAAAUGCAUAAGCUACUCCAUACAGUAAAAAAUAUUCAGGUUGAAUAACAAACCUAUCACCACAAGAGAUCCCCUCAUUCUAGCACAAAGGCUAUGCCAAUGAUUUUUGUUCUGCUUCUUUACAGUUUAUGCAGCUCUCUCAAUGAAAUGUCAUUACUACCAUUUCUUCAUAUUGACAUAGUGUCUGUGACACAAGGUGAUGAGGAAUGAAGAUAAUUUUCCAAACAAAUCUGGAAUGAGAUGAAUGGUAUAUUUGUUCCAUGUACAAAUUUUAAUGUCCCAGAUAACUCAAAACAAGACAAAUGAUGUUUUAUAAAAAUCAAAAUUAGUGUGGUAGCCAUAAACCAAGUAUUCUGUUUUAAAUUAAGACAGGACUCAACCCCACAAUCACAUGAGCAUGCCUCUCUUAUCUCAACAUGAUCCUACCCCACUUUCCUUAGCCAAGAGCUGGUGCAUAGUGACAAAUGAAGACUUGAAAGACUUGAAAGAAGCCUUGACAAGAUUUGUCCCUGGCCCAUCAUGAGACUUGUUAAAGAUGAUAUUAUAGGAAAAUGUGUGAAAGUCUAUAUUAAUUUACAUCUGAGAUACUUGAUGUAGAAAAAGUAAAAUUCAAAUAUGGCAUCUAUAUGUAGUGAAGAAUGAAACUUGCUACUAAAAUACAAAUGCUUAUCAGAAUACUGGUGAUUGGUAAUAUUCACAUCUUAUUGAAGCUAGAAUGUAUUAUAGGUCAAAGAAAAUGCAUUUGAAAGGGUAAUGUUGCAUUUAAACCCCCCUAAAAAGCCAUUUUUGUUAUCAAGCCAAAGUUUUUAUAAUUUUAUACUUUAAUCUUAAUUUUGUAGCGCAAUCAAAGGUUACAUGAUGAAAUCUGUGUUUUGCUAAUGUGAAAGAAAUAAAAUUCAUUUGUGACAGAG